AUGCGUACUCCACGCUCGGUUUCGAGGAGCUCGCCCGUGGCGUCUCCCAUCCCAGACAUCUCUUAUCCACCAGGGUUGGGGGUCAACUUUGACGAUGUAAUGAGAAAUUGGGACAAGCUGCCGCCGGAGCGGAAAAAGGCUGGUGACCGAUGGUCUGCUAUGAUCAACCCGGACAUAGACAAUAACUGGGAGAUAGACCUGCUCCAUAGCAUGAUGCACGACAGCAUUGUCAACUGUGUCCAGUUCAGUAAUGAUGGCAAAUAUGUCGCUGUUGGAUGCGCAGAUGGAGCCGUUCAAAUGGUCGAAGUUUCAACCGGAUGUCAGGUGGCCCGUCUACAAGACGAUGAAUGCAGUCACGACAGUCUCUGUGUAAGAGUGAGAUUUUUACCGGAUAACUAUCUACUGCUUACAGCACAUUGCGAUGGUGAUAUCCGCGUUUGGAACUAUAUGGGGAGCCUUCUUCGACGGAUUCCUUGUGGUAGUGAAACUGGGUGCUUCACCCUAGAUCUCUCGGCUAAUGGCCACUUAAUUGCGUUUUCUGAGAGAAACAAGACUGUCCAGGCUUGGGAUCUGGAUGCAGCAUCUGAUAUUCGGCAGCUUGGGACGCUCCACACAGCUGAUGAUGUAUAUACCGUCGCUGUGUCUCCCGACUCCUGUUACAUUGCUGCUGGAUGCGACGAUGGGAUGAUCUAUGUCUGGCGCGUUGCACGACCAGAUCCUGGUGCUGUUAGCACAAAUGAGACGAACAUUGAGAAAUUAUUGGAGUUUCAGGCUCACGAUGAGAAUGUCAUGGCUCUUUCAUUCACUCCAGAUAGCCGGAGUGUCAUUUCCGGUGGUAUGGAUUCAACCGCAAAGCUAUGGAACAUUGAUUCCCUGAAAACCUUCGUUAACGAAGAUAUAACUUUCAACGACUGUACCCUGAUAUACAAAGCCCACCAGGAUAUGGUCUUGAGUGUCUCCCCAGAUCCUACAGGCAGAUGGAUUCUAAGCGGCUCAAAGGAUAUGGCUGUGUAUCUAUGGGAUAUUGGCACUGGUGUUGCUGAGAUACGACUUGGGGCUCAUGGAAACUCCGUCCUCGGUAUCGCAUGGAGCCCUACGGAUAAUAUUGUAGCGACUGGAGGCGGUGAUCGCGUUCUUCGGUUAUGGCGGUAA
This is a messenger RNA of Aspergillus caelatus, 1152 nucleotides long. Its product is annotated as WD40 repeat domain-containing protein. The transcript is spliced from 4 exons. The record is from RefSeq and is a predicted model, not a curated record. The coding region runs from base 1 to 1152 and encodes 383 amino acids. NCBI's taxonomy places the organism in Eukaryota, Fungi, Ascomycota, Eurotiomycetes, Eurotiales, Aspergillaceae. Gene Ontology annotation, molecular function: protein binding.